Penicillium diatomitis is the source of this 507-nucleotide messenger RNA. Its product is annotated as putative ubiquitin conjugating enzyme. The coding region runs from base 1 to 507 and encodes 168 amino acids. The record is from RefSeq and is a predicted model, not a curated record. Lineage: Eukaryota; Fungi; Ascomycota; Eurotiomycetes; Eurotiales; Aspergillaceae. Gene Ontology annotation, cellular component: cytosol; endoplasmic reticulum. The transcript is spliced from 3 exons.
AUGGCAGCCUCUCCCGCUGGCCGUAUGCUGGCCCGCCAGCUGCAGCAGAUGCAGUCCGAUAAGGAUAUCCCCGGGAUCAGCUGUGGCUUGGUCGACAACAAUGUCUUUGAGUGGGAAGUCAUGUUGAUGAUCUCUGAUGAUGUGAAGCUGUAUGGAGGUGGUUUCUUCCGCGCUCGCCUCACAUUCCCACCAGAGUAUCCUCACAUGCCCCCGAAGAUGAAGUUCGAGUCACCCAUCUUCCACCCGAACAUCUACGAGAGCGGCGAAGUGUGCAUAUCGAUUCUGCACCCCCCAGAGGAGGAUAAGUACGGAUACGAAUCCGCUGCGGAGCGCUGGUCGCCCGUUCAGACCCCCGAGACUAUCCUUCUCUCGGUCAUCUCGAUGCUUUCCAGUCCCAACGACGAAAGCCCCGCCAAUGUGGAAGCUGCGCGGUUAUGGCGCGAGGACCCAGCCGAGUUCAAGAAACGAGUGCGCCGUUGUGUUCGACUAAGCCAAGGCGAGGAUUGA